UUUGUUGUUGUUGUUUUGGUUUGGUUUGGUUUGGUUUCUAAUUUCUUCCCAGGUUCGACCUCUAGCUUUUUUUCUGAAUUCAUUUCAGGAAUUUGGAAGGAAUCCAAUUUUCCUCUUCCCUUCACACACAAUGUCUUUGGGACCCUUGGAAAGCAGCAGCAACAUUUCCUCCACCUUUCUGCUGAGUGGCAUUCCUGGGCUGGAGCACAUGCACAUCUGGAUCUCCAUCCCAUUGUGCUUCAUUUACCUGGUUUCCAUCCUGGGCAACUGUACUAUCCUUUUUAUCAUUAAAACAGAGCCCUCACUCCAUGAGCCUAUGUACCUCUUCCUGUCCAUGCUGGCUGUGACUGACCUGGGUCUGUCUCUUUGCACCCUCCCUACAGUGCUAGGCAUCUUUUGGAUUGGGGCGCGAGAUAUUGGUCACGAUGCCUGUUUUGCCCAGCUCUUUUUCAUUCACUGUUUGUCCUUCCUAGAGUCCUCUGUGCUGCUGUCUAUGGCCUUUGACCGCUUUGUGGCCAUUUGUCGCCCCUUGCACUAUGCUUCCAUUCUCACCAACACAGUCAUUGGCAGGAUUGGCCUGGUUUCCCUGGGUCGCAGUGUAGCACUCAUUUUCCCAUUGCCUUUUAUGCUCAAAAGAUUCUCCUAUUGUGGCUCUGCACUUCUCUCACAUUCCUAUUGUCUCCAUCAAGAAGUAAUGAAAUUGGCCUGUGCAGACAUCAAAGCCAACAGCAUCUAUGGCAUGUUUGUCAUUGUUUCAACAGUGGGUGUAGACUCACUGCUCAUUCUCUUCUCCUAUGCCCUGAUCCUGCGUACUGUGCUGUCUAUUGCAUCCAGGGCUGAGAGAUUCAAAGCUCUCAACACGUGUGUUUCCCAUAUAUGUGCUGUGCUCCUCUUCUACACUCCCAUGAUUGGUUUGUCCAUCAUCCACCGGUUUGGGAACAAGGCACCUCAUCUUGUCCAAGUGAUCAUGGGCUUUGUGUACCUUCUAGCCCCUCCCCUGAUGAACCCCAUAGUCUAUAGUGUGAAGACCAAACAGAUCCGAGAUCGUGUGGCCCAUGCCUUUUGUUGUUAGCUGGGUCUAGUCUUAGAGGUACUAUUUCCUUCAGUAUACCCUUAUUCCUCUAGCCUUUAUAAUAUCUAAUGUGUAUGAAGUGGAGAAAACAAUUAUUUAUUUACUCAACAAAUACACACAGAAAUGAUCAAGAAGUCACAGCUCUUACAGAUCUAUCA
Molecule: messenger RNA, 1230 nt
Organism: Felis catus (domestic cat)
Lineage: Eukaryota; Metazoa; Chordata; Mammalia; Carnivora; Felidae
Product: olfactory receptor 51G2
Exons: 1
Coding region: 131-1072 (313 amino acids)
Biological process (GO): G protein-coupled receptor signaling pathway
Cellular component (GO): membrane
Molecular function (GO): G protein-coupled receptor activity; olfactory receptor activity
Source: RefSeq, a predicted model, not a curated record